UUGCUUUUCUUUUUUCUUCCUCCCUCUGCUCCCCCAGUCUUUUAAAGCUGAGUUGCCUCCGCAGAGUUUACCUCUUGGCCAAAGCCACCGGAGACGCUGCUGGUGUCGACUGAGAGGCGCUUCAUCUGGACAAUUUGGAGAGGUCCCAGGAGUUACCUUACCUCCACCAUGACCGAUCGCUUCGACUGCGCCUACUGCCGUGACAACCUGCACGGGAAGAAGUAUGUGAAGAAGGACGACAAGCACGUGUGCACUAAGUGCUUUGAUAAACUCUGUGCCAACACCUGCGCAGAGUGCAAACGUCCUAUUGGUGCUGACUCCAAGGAGCUGCACCAUAAGAACCGCUACUGGCACGAGGACUGUUUCCGCUGUGCCAAGUGCUACAAGCCGCUGGCCUCUGAGCAGUUCAUGGCCCGGGAUGACGGCAAGAUAAUGUGUGGCAAGUGUAGCUCCCGUGAAGAUGGCAACCGGUGCCAGGGCUGCUAUAAGGUGAUCAUGCCAGGAUCCAAGAACGUGGAGUACAAGAACAAGAUGUGGCACGAGGAAUGCUUCAAAUGUUUUGAUUGCAACCAGCCGAUCCACACACAGAGCUUCAUGACCAAGGGUGAUAACUUCUACUGUGCUGCCUGCCAUGACAAGAAGUUUGCCAAAAAGUGCUUCCACUGCAAACAGCCCAUCACCUCUGGAGGGGUCAGCUACCAGGACCACCCCUGGCACUCUGAAUGUUUCGUGUGCAACACCUGCCGUAAACCUCUGGCAGGAGCUCGCUUCACUUCCCAUGAGAACAACAUUUACUGUGUGGACUGCUUCAAGACUGAUGUGGCUAAGAAGUGUCAUGGCUGCAACAACCCCAUCACAGGGUUUGGCCGUGGCACCAAUGUGGUGAACUACGAGUCCUUCUCCUGGCAUGAGUACUGCUUCACCUGCAAGAAGUGCAGCCUCUCGCUGGCCAACAAGCGCUUUGUCAUGCAGGCAGAGAACGUCUACUGCCCCGACUGUGCUAAGAAGCUGUGAACUGCACAGUUAGCUUUGCAGAAGAUCGCUGUUUAAAGUGGAUUUGCACCAAAACUGACUUUUAGACUUGUUCUGCAUAUAAGCACAUUUUCUCAUAAAAUUCCACUUUGGGGAGUUUAAAACUUUGUUUUAUGCUUCAUUAAGCAUAAAAAUGCGCAAACAGUCAAUUUUGGUGUAACUUCUCUUUAUGAAGUUGACAGACUAGAGGUUAUUUCAACUAAACAUGCGUUAGCUUGAAUCAUCUAUCAACAUAUACGUUAUUACUGCAGCUUGUUUUAGUGCCAUUGGCCACUAAUGUGGCAACAAAGUAUAUUUUGUGGGAUUGAAAUAUGCACCAUUAAUCUUAUCUAAUCCAGCAUUUUGUGCAGCUUUGAGACUGAAAAAAAUCUUUAAUCUCUUACUGGAAUUUAAAAUGCUUUACAUGCAUACUGCUACUCAUAUGUACCAGCUUUCAUUAAUAGUCUGUUACAUCUCCGAAUGAACCGAUAAGAAUUUCAAAAAAUGUUGAGUGAAUUUAAAUGGAAAAAUUAGACUUUAGAGAUCUGAGACAAGACCUGCUCAUGUAUUCAAGACAAAACAACAAUAAAAGCAACAACAUAAAGCCUGUUUUUCCUUGUAACAUCACAAAUUAAAACAUGGCAUGGGAAUAUUUUUGCAAGACUUUAUUGUUUUAACAGUUUGUAUCAUCUCAGUACACUUUAGAUAUCUUCCUAGAACAGAUUUUACUUGUGGACAGGGCAUUGUGUUAGGUUUGUAAAUCUAACAGAGGAAUAUUAAUAUUCACCAAGUUGCCCUGGUUGGACAGAUUGAUUGUCAAGGCCGAGGUAAGGACAAGCUUUCUUACUUAUGUGUAACACACUAAAAUAAUAGGUCUCAGUCUAAGGCACCGUUCUAUUCUACAGUUAGACAAGGUUGAAGAUUAAGAACAGUCACCUCUGCACACAAGCCCUUAAAGAUGCAGCAGGACCUG
Monopterus albus (swamp eel) is the source of this 1984-nucleotide messenger RNA. RefSeq names its product four and a half LIM domains 1a (gene fhl1a). NCBI's taxonomy places the organism in Eukaryota, Metazoa, Chordata, Actinopteri, Synbranchiformes, Synbranchidae. Gene Ontology annotation, biological process: muscle organ development. The record is from RefSeq and is a predicted model, not a curated record. The coding region runs from base 169 to 1014 and encodes 281 amino acids. Gene Ontology annotation, molecular function: transmembrane transporter binding. The transcript is spliced from 6 exons.